UGACAAAGCAGUUUCCACUGCAUUAUUGCACCACUGGUAUCAAAGCAUAUCCACUGUUUAAACUCUUCCAGAAGACCGUACAUCCGUCCCCCAUUCUGCUUCGUCACGCAUUCCGACAAACCCAUUCACCGCUAAGGCUAGUACCCGGAUGUAAACACUGAUUUAAGCUGCUGGGCGGAGCGCCACAACUCGAUAAGCACGCUGUCGCUUUGUCGUCACAGACGCUGUCACCUAUAGCAGUCACAUUGAUACAACAACUGUUGGCAGAUACAAGAUAUCUUCGAAGGCUGGCUAAACUCAACUUUCAGAACGAUGGAACUGCAGAAUCUAACAGCGGACCCCUUUAAAGGAGAACCCAGCAGGAAAAGCGCCUUUCUGUUCAAGGUGAAAUUGUUUGUGCGAAGGGACGCCCUGCUUCUGCUUACAAUUGCUGGCAUCGUAGUAGGGUUUGGAGUUGGAUUCGGAGUCAGGGAACUGCAUCCAUCCAAAGACGCCCUCAUGUGGAUAGGUAUGCCAGGAGAGCUGUUCCUGCGCAUGCUCAGAAUGAUGAUUCUACCGUUGAUUGUGUGCAGCGUUAUAUCAGGAACUGCAUCACUGGAUCCAAAGUCCAAUGGGAAAGUUAGCGCCAUAGCUUUCGCCUUCAUCGUAGCAACGAACAGUCUUGUUUGCAUAGAGGCCAUUGCUCUACAUUUCAUCAUUCAACCAGGAGCUGAGGAGUUGAGUAUUGACGAAAGUGCCACUCGUGAGAUCAUGGAAACACAGGAUAUAUUCGCCGAUAUGCUCAGGAAUAUUGUGCCGGACAAUUUGGUGGAAGCAACAUUCAGACAGGCCCAGACACGGUACGCGUCGUCACUGACGGGGGUGGCGAGGAAUAACACCAACACCUCUGUCGGCGAUGCCCUCACACACGUCACCAAGUCCCUGGGCAAGACGGACAGUGUCAACGUGCUAGGUCUUAUCACCGCUUGCACCAUCAUCGGCAUGGCUGCCAGCGCCCUGAAAGACAAGGCCGACGUCUUCCUCAAGUUCUUCUCAGCUGCCACGGAGAUUGUCCUCCUGAUCCUGAGAAAAUUCUUUUGGGUAGCACCUCUGGGUAUCGGGAGCCUCAUCGCAGUGUCGGUGGCUGGGGUGAGCAACAUCACGGGGACCUUCUCACAGCUGGGGAUGUUUGUCGUCGCUGUUACAGUUGGCAUUCUGUUUCAUUCCUUCGUCGUCCUGCCCGCCAUCUUGUUUGCACUGACAAGGAGAAAUCCCUACGCAUACCUUCUGACCAUCAUUCGACCCUGUCUCAUCGGUUUCGCCUCCACGAGCACUGCGGUGGCUAUUCCUGAGAUGCUAGAAUCCUGUGAAGUUAAAAACGGUAUUGAUUCCCGAGUGAGUCGCUUCGUGAUUCCAUUUAGCGUAACGCUGAACGCCGAUGGCAGCGCCCUCUACAUUACGUCAGCAGCGUUAUUCAUAGCCAAUCUUAGUGGCGUGGAGGUCACAACAGGCGUCGUGGCUAUUAUAGGAGUGUUAACGGCUGUAGCAGCAAUGGCAAUUCCAUCCGUCCCUAGUUCCAGCAUCGUCACCUUAUUCAUCAUACUGACGUCCGCCAACAUACCUGUUGACCACAUCGCCCUUUUGUUUGCAGUCGAGUGGUUCUUGGACCGCAUUCGUACACCAACCAACAUUGUUAGCCAUACUUUCAACGCGGCUGUGACAUACCGGUUCUGUAAAGCCGACCUUCGAGCUCUGGAUGAAGCGAGAACAAAAGAAGAGGAAGCAGAAAUAACGUCAAUUUCCCCUGCCUGAUGGCGUCACGGUGAUAUGUUGCGCCGUGGUGGACAGGAGGCGUUGCUUAUACAGACUUGUUCAUACAUCAACUCAUUUCUGGAACUCAUUCGCACCCUGAUCUGGUUCAAUGGGCGAACAUGAUGUAACUUCCAGGCAUGUUUGUGCACUGGCUUGGGUGGGCAUAACAUCAAGAGAUCCUUGAAGAUCCGGUUAGAAUUGGUCUUCAGCAAUCAAUACUUGUUUUAAGAGGCGACUAACGGGAUCGGAUGGUCAGGCAUACUGUCUUGGUUGACGCAUGGCAUCGUGUCCCAGUUGUGUAGAUCGAUGCUCACUAUGCCAAUCAUUGGGUUGUCUGGUCCAGACUCGAUUAUUUACAUACUGUCGUCAUAUAGCUGGAAUAUUGCUGAGUGCGGCGUUAAACAAAAAACAAAUUGCAUGAAUCAAGGUAAGCAAAACUUUUGUAUCUUAUAUCAUUACACGCACUGAAGUCCGUUUGGGUACAAAUGAGAUCAAUGAAUUGGAAACAAAAUAAAAAACGGGAAUAGUCUAUCAAAUGUCAAUACGGCACCUAACAAUAUCUGCUGUUUGUUAUGUUUAGUCCCAUCACUGGAAAAAAGUUGUUUUGUGUACAUGUUGAUAUCUUGAAGAUGGGGUCAUCACGGUAGGAGGAACACCUUUGACGAUACAACAUAUCAACUCUACUGGGUUCAGAUCGUAGGACGGCAUGACCUUGUCCUUUGACGUAAUUGUCAAGCAUGUAUAUACAGGGCUCAGUUUUGUUAGAUUUGGCGAUUUCAUAGCGCUAUGAUUGUAGCCCUCUUAGGCUAUUAGACGUCAGGGCCUUGCUAUCUGGAUCCUGCAUACUGUGAUACGGUACAUUGCCCAUCAUAAUAAGGGACCACGUUAAUUUCCACCCACUCAAGAAAUACCCUGCCUUUCAUUUCUGUGUGGUAGUCCCUGUCCUUGGCCUUUGAUCGAAAGACAAGGUCACAGCCUGGGAGAAAACCCUGACUAGCACAGCCAGCAUGGAGAACGAUAAGUCUUUCACCUUUUCCCAUUGGUAACCUUCUCACAGACUCCUUACAGUCCCCACUGGGUACCCACUGACUGCUGUCAGUGUGAGAGGCACUUACCCUCGUCUCAUCUAGGAAAAUAGGCUCAUGUCCUUCUUCACGUUUCUGCUUGAUGGUUCGAUGAUAAUGAGACGAAUGACGUCAGAUCGUUCACAUAACACAGCCCUAUUUUUAUCUAUAUCCAAAUGAUAACAAUUAAAUCAUGUUCGGUUUCCAGUGCUUUAGAAGCUUGUUUCAAGUAUUUAUUAUGCAUCCCAGUAAAAGAAAUCAUGCACCUUAAAAAUCAACUGUUUCACCUCAGCUGAGGAGCCAAUCUUGUCAGUCAACAACGACGUAUACUAUGUACAACGUACAGCGUGUGUUUGGCUGUUCCUCCUACGGUUUUGUCGUGAUAGUUUCUUAAACAAUUGUUUCCAUUGAUGUGAAUAGAAAUAACAAACAGCAGAUAUUGUUGGGUACAGGCUAUUCAAUGCCGUGUACCGUUUUGACAUUUGAAAGAGUAUUCCCUAGUUUGAGUUAUUUUUUAAUUCAUUGUUCUCAUUUGGAGCCAAACGGACUGUAACUAUUGUACGCCUUGGGAUAUGUUAUAACUACUGCUAUAGUGACCUAGAUAGCUCCCUUCACUACUUAUCUGUAUAAAGCUGAUCAGUUGCUGAGGCUGCAUUUGACCUAACCUUACUGGUGAGGGACUGGUCAAGUGUUGAUAUGGGUAGGAUAAGUGGUCGUUUAAAAUGCGCUUCGUUUUAUUAUUCGAACAUUGUUAUGUCAGAUUUAAUCUUUGACCUCGAAGUGAAUAUCUAGUCCAAGUCAACUGAACUGCCGGGACAAUGAAAGUUUGUCACCCAUGUUUGAUGGUGGUUCACAAGAAAUGGUUAUACAUUUGAUACGGGUAUCAUAGCUGUGCUUUGGACCCUAAGUUUACAAUGUUUCGGUGAUUGUUUUCUGCCUAUUAACUUGUAAAAAAAGGUUUGUAAUGUUUUGUCACAUCCAAUUUCCAGUGUAUACUUUCUGUUUCCCGUCAGUGUACUCAGUAGUCAUGUCACUCGAAUUGUGUGUCUCGUAUUCUGGUGGCGUCGAUGUCAAAUGAUAGCAAGUUACACCAGAUAUUUCAAAUACAAAAGCGAAUUAAACUUUCAUCAAAAUGAAAGAAUGAUUGGGUCUAUAUGUGUUUCAUUGUUAAAUAGAUCAUCAUCACAAACGGAAAAAGGCAUGUGUUUGUGGUGACGGUAUGACGAGGAAUUACCAGCAUUGUAAACCUGGUUCACCCAUUGGUCGAACUAUGUCCCCUGACAAAUCUAGUUUGACACAGCGAUGGUCAGUUGUGUAUGAUUAUGUCAUGUUGAAUGCUAAUGUGUUUUGUGUUAUUCUAUUUAUUAGUUUUUAUUCAGGAACACCAUUUAGUAAUAAACACAAAUAUUUGUACUAAUCCAAUCCAUUUCAAUUCAUAACACAUCUGGGUUAAUCAUAAGGUGAGGGAAUUUUUUGUUUUAACGUCGCGACCAAGAUAAUUGCACUUAUCAUCCAAAACUGGCUC
Molecule: messenger RNA, 4380 nt
Organism: Haliotis rufescens (red abalone)
Lineage: Eukaryota; Metazoa; Mollusca; Gastropoda; Lepetellida; Haliotidae
Product: excitatory amino acid transporter-like
Exons: 12
Coding region: 313-1791 (492 amino acids)
Biological process (GO): L-glutamate transmembrane transport
Cellular component (GO): plasma membrane
Molecular function (GO): neutral L-amino acid transmembrane transporter activity; L-glutamate transmembrane transporter activity; glutamate:sodium symporter activity
Source: RefSeq, a predicted model, not a curated record